AUGUUGGGUGAGGGUAUGGUCACUCUGUGGCGCUUCGCGUUCACCAUACUUCCAAGCGCUACCGUUAUAAUUUUAUUACUCGAGGGUAUAAAUCUCUAUCGCCCCGACAUCGUUGACGAAGCGAAUCGUCCGCGCGCAAUAAACAUUCUAAACUUACGUGAUUCCUAUGAUUUUGUGAUUAUUGGGGGCGGUUCAGCAGGCAGCGUUCUCGCGUCGCGUCUCUCAGAGGUCCGCAACUGGAGUGUGCUGUUAUUAGAAGCUGGCGGCGACGAGCCGAUGCUGGCUGAACUGCCAAUGCUGUACCCAAUAUUUCAGCGCACUCCACUCGAUUGGAAAUAUCGUACGGAACCAUCUGAUCGUUACUGCCUUGCGAUGGAAGGGCAGACUUGUUUUUGGCCGCGCGCCAAGGUGCUUGGUGGCGGCAGCUCGAUCAAUGCGAUGAUGCAUGUGCGCGGAAAUCGCCGCGAUUACGAUCACUGGGCGGAGUUGGGCAAUGUUGGUUGGAAUUACGAUAACGUUUUACAUUAUUUUCGAAAAAUGGAGGAUAUGCGCGUACCGGGUUUUGAGGACGAUCGCUUCUAUCAUGGUUACGGGGGACCGGUUACAAUCGAGAAUUAUAGGUUUCCAUCACCGUUGUUGGAUAUUUUUAUGCAAUCCGCGAGUGAGCUGAAUGUGCUCAACCCAUACAACGACUACAAUGGCCGCAGUCAAACCGGCUUUACUCUGCCGCAUGCUACACUUCGCAAUGGCUUGCGCUGCAGUGAAAAUAAGGCAUACAUUCGUCCCGUUUGGCGACGUCCCAACCUCGAUAUCGUGCUGCAUGCGUUUGUAACACAUAUCGCCAUCGAUGAGAAAAGCAAAGUAGCGCGUGGCGUGCACUUCGAACACCAAGGUAUUCUGUAUAAAGUGCGCGCUAGGCGUGAAGUCAUCCUUUCCGCUGGCGCCAUAGCGAGUCCGCAACUGUUGAUGGUUUCGGGCAUCGGACCGGAACAGCAUCUAAUUCAGCAUGGCAUAUCAGUCAUACAGCACCUGCCAGGUGUGGGUCUCAAUCUACAGGAUCAUAUAUCUUCCACAGGUUCGCAAUACCGCGUUGACAAUAGUGUAACCGGCAAUCGGCUUUCAUUCAUCGUGCCGGAGAUGUUGAAUGUGAGGUCUGUGGACUCGUUUCUUCAUCAAGCGGAUGGGUUUUUCUAUGCCAUGCCGAUGUGCGAGGUUAUGGGCUUCUUGAGCACUAAAUACCAGGAUCCUAAACUAGAUUGGCCUGAUAUUCAGAUAUUUAUGGGCAGCUUAGGUUAUGGCGCUGAUGGUGGAUUAAUUGGAAGACGCGGUGGUGGCAUAACAUUUGCUAAUUACGAAAAAGUGUUCGAGAAUAUUAUUUAUACUGAUUCUUUCACGUUGACAACGCUGUUAAUGCGUCCAAAGAGCCGAGGACAUCUGGAGUUGAUAUCAAGUGAUCCGCAUGACCAUCCGCGCAUAUACGCCAACUACUUUGAUGACCCACUCGACAUGGCUGUGUUGGUGGAGGGCGUAAAAUUUGCACAUCGCAUGACCCAAACCGCCAUAAUGAGACGACUUAAUGCCACGCUGAAUAUUUUCGAGUGGCGCAAUUGUCCCGAAGUAGAAUACCUAAGUGACGCCUUCUGGGAGUGUAUUGCUCGUUACUAUUCGCAGACAAUUUACCACCCGGUGGGCACUUGUAAAAUGGGCGUCCAUAGCGACCCCUUUGCGGUGGUGGAUCCACGCUUGCGCGUCUAUGGCGUCAAGGGUUUACGUGUGAUAGAUGCCAGCAUUAUGCCAACAAUAACAACGGGUAAUACGAAUACGCCAACGGUAAUGAUUGCCGAGAAGGCGGCCGAUAUGAUUAAAGAGGACUGGUUACGUUACGGAGAUUGGCACUAG
Messenger RNA from Rhagoletis pomonella (apple maggot), 1899 nucleotides. Its product is annotated as glucose dehydrogenase [FAD, quinone]. The coding region runs from base 1 to 1899 and encodes 632 amino acids. The transcript is spliced from 3 exons. Lineage: Eukaryota; Metazoa; Arthropoda; Insecta; Diptera; Tephritidae. Gene Ontology annotation, molecular function: flavin adenine dinucleotide binding; oxidoreductase activity, acting on CH-OH group of donors. The record is from RefSeq and is a predicted model, not a curated record.